AAAUAUUUUUAUUGUGAUAUUCUGCAAGUACAUUGUCGGGGUCGGUACUAAAUGUUUGAUCUAUAAAACUACAUGCCAUGGCAAAAUCUGCUUAAAGAGCUUUAAACACACCCCUGGAAUGCCUCAAGACUACAUUAAUCCACUGAAACAUUCAGACUCAACACGUUACACCUCAACACUGGACAUUGUGUUUGACCUGUCGACUUUCAUCUGUUUAUAAACCUUUAAAACUGUGAUAUGGCAGAUCAGACGAAUUCUUCAUCCUCAGGUCUAAACUCCAUUGUGUUGUUGAAAGACUCCAACUUAUCAGUCCAGGACUGGACCAGUGAAAAGGACCAUGAGAAGACAGCCUCCAUCUUUCCAUCCCUCCAUCAUCCAUCCCUCUCUGCAGUGAAGGGGUUGGUGUAUUGGCAGGAGCCGAAGAAGUCAGCGCUAGUGUUCGGAGGCUCGAUGCUGGUGCUCACGUCUCUAGCCUCGUUCAGUGUCAUCAGUGUCGUAUCGUACCUGCUGCUCGCCCUGCUCUGUGUCACCAUCACCUUCAGAGUCUACAAGUCCGUCGUUCAGGCUGUACAGAAGUCUGAUGAGGGACACCCUUUUAAAGUUCUGAUGGAAAGAGAUAUCAGCAUCUCACCGGACACGGCCCGCAGGUACAUGGACAUAUUUCUGGUGAAAUUAAACACAGCUCUCGUACAGAUCAGAAGACUUGUGCUUGUGGAGGAUGUGGUGGAUUCACUGAAGCUUGCAGUUGUUAUGUGGUUUCUGACAUGUGUGGGUGCUGUCUUCAAUGGUAUCACACUUUUAAUACUUGCUGAUAUCAUCUUGUUCUGCACUCCUCUGCUGUAUGAGAGGAACAAAACCCAGAUUGAUGGUUAUCUGCUGCGUGUUCAGGCUCAGCUUGAACAGGAACUGGCAAAUUUGCUCUCUCUGUGCAGACUGCAAGACAAACUCCCUGGUCCCUUAAAACGAAGAAAAGCGGAAUGAUGGAUUCCUGUCAUCACAUCCAGUGAAUUACAGCAAUUCUUUACAUAUUAGUAAAAAGAAGCUGCACUCCAGUCAUCUUGAGUUUCUGUUAAAUCACUGAAGUUUGUUUGUACAGACAGACUUUACAAACUCAGUGGAUGUUAUAAAACUGCAGUCCAAUGUGUGACAGCGUGACUGCAAUAAACUGAGCUUUGAUGAACUGCUUCCCUGGUUCGUUUCUUCUGUUGUUUGCACAGUAAAGGUUACUCAUUUAAUCCUGCUUCCAACAGGUCA
Megalobrama amblycephala (Wuchang bream) is the source of this 1254-nucleotide messenger RNA. RefSeq names its product reticulon-3-B-like. Gene Ontology annotation, biological process: neuron differentiation; endoplasmic reticulum tubular network formation; brain development. The coding region runs from base 238 to 981 and encodes 247 amino acids. Gene Ontology annotation, cellular component: postsynaptic density; neuron projection. NCBI's taxonomy places the organism in Eukaryota, Metazoa, Chordata, Actinopteri, Cypriniformes, Xenocyprididae. The transcript is spliced from 7 exons. The record is from RefSeq and is a predicted model, not a curated record.